Dreissena polymorpha is the source of this 4132-nucleotide messenger RNA. Its product is annotated as leukotriene A-4 hydrolase-like. Gene Ontology annotation, cellular component: cytosol. Gene Ontology annotation, biological process: proteolysis; peptide catabolic process. NCBI's taxonomy places the organism in Eukaryota, Metazoa, Mollusca, Bivalvia, Myida, Dreissenidae. The record is from RefSeq and is a predicted model, not a curated record. The transcript has 17 exons. Gene Ontology annotation, molecular function: epoxide hydrolase activity; metallopeptidase activity; zinc ion binding. The coding region runs from base 117 to 1967 and encodes 616 amino acids.
AUAUAUCUUGCCGUAUAUUCGGACCGGUUUGUACGAGAUCGCACAUAAAAGCACUGUCACAUCGUAAACAUCUUCACACUUGUCUCUUGAGUUUUGGAGACAUUUGAGGCGUCAGGAUGUCUGCUUUGAGCAAAACGGACCCCACAUCAUACUCGAACCCUACAGAAUGCUUGGUGGAGCACAUACAUCUGGACCUCAAGAUCAACUUUGACAGACACACCCUGUCAGGAUCUGCAGUCCUUUCUAUAAAAAAGAUCAAUCCAGAAACUGACCUGAUUCUAGACACUAGGGACCUUACUAUAUUUUCAAUAAAGAACAAUGAGUCAAAGGAGCCACUCGAGUAUACACUGAAUGAACCAGACGGUUGUUUUGGGUCAAAACUCACUAUACAGCUUCCAGAAUUAGAAUUUUUCAGCAUGGAGGUGCUUAUUGAGUAUGAAACAAAGGAGAACUGCACUGCCUUACAAUGGCUUCCUGCAAGACUCACGAAAGGAAAGCGACACCCCUAUCUCUACAGCCAAUGUCAGGCCAUACAUUGUCGAAGUAUCAUACCUCUUCAAGAUACCCCAUGCGUGAAAUGUCCAUUCACUGCAAAGGUGACUGCCCCGUCUGACCUGAAAGUGCUAAUGAGCGCACUACAUGAGGAUAUCAAUGAGGUGGAGGGGGACCCAGCCUGGUCAGAGUUCAACUUCCGCCAGAAGAUCCCAAUGCCAAGCUGCCUUAUGUCCAUAGUGUGCGGAGACAUCACAUAUAGGGAUGUUGGUCCACGCACAAGGGUCUGGGCAGAGCCAGAGUUAGUGGAGCAGGCAGCCUGGGAGUUUGCAGAGACAGAGAACAUGCUACAGGUGGCUGAGGAGCUGAUGGGUCCCUAUGUGUGGGGCCAGUACGACCUCGUGGUGCUGCCCCCUAGCUUCCCUUUCGGGGGCAUGGAGAAUCCAUGCAUCACCUUUGUCACACCCACACUGAUUGCAGGUGAUCGCUCCCUGGCAGACGUCGUAGCACACGAGAUCGCUCACAGCUGGACGGGAAAUCUGGUCACAAACAAAAACCCAAACCACUUCUGGUUAAAUGAAGGCAACACAAUGUUUUUUGAACGGAAGAUUGAUGGGGUGUUACGGGGCGGUGAGAAACUUCGCCAGUUCAAGUCACUCACGGGAUGGAAUGAACUUCAGACAGCAGUGGACAGCCUGGGGGCAGACAACCCAUACACACGGCUGGUGCUGGACAUGAAGGGGGUGGACCCUGACGAUGCUUUCUCCUCUAUACCAUAUGAAAAGGGACAUGCACUUCUCUUCUAUCUAGAGCAGCUCUUAGGAGGGCCAGAGGUUUUCGAGCCGUUCCUGCGAGAGUACAUAAAGCAUUUCCGAUUCCAAUCUAUCACAACAGCUGACUGGAAGGAAUUCCUACUAGAAUAUUUUGCCAAUGAGGUGAAGGAGGGCAAGCUGGAUGAGGUUGACUGGGAUGCCUGGCUGUACGGACUGGGAAUGCCUCCUGUCAAACCGCACUAUGACCAGUCCCUGGGUGAAGACGUUGAUCACCUGAUCAAGCGCUGGCUUGAAUGCACAAAUGACGAGGUUGACAGCUUCUACACAGUGGACAUCGUGGACUUUGUACCCGUACAGAUGAUGCACUUCCUGGAUGAACUCAGAAAGAAGGAGCGGCUGUCCCAGGUGAAGGUACAGAAGAUGGGAGAGGUCUACCUGCUUAACUCUGUCAAGAACUUUGAAGUACGCUGGAGGUGGAUUCGUCUCGCCAUCUACUGCCAGUAUAAGGAGAUUGUUGAGAUGGCCUUGGAGUUUGUUGCUAAGAUAGGACGCCUUCACUUCAUUGCCCCCCUAUACAAGGAUCUGUACAACUGGGAGUUCAGUCGAGAUCGGGCCCUGAAGACAUUCCAAGAGACCAGGGACAACAUGCACUACAUCUCUGUCCUCUCUGUAGAGAGGGAGCUGGAACUCGAUUCCAAAUAGGCGUCCGUUAACAGAUUAGAUUAUUUAAUCAAUUUUUAAACUGUGCAUUUUGUGUUGUUGCUAUAAAUGCUGAAAUGUUUUAUUAGCUCAGCUGUUUUCAGAGAAAACCCGAGGUAUUGUCAUAGCCAGCUCAUCGUCCGCCGUAGGCGUCGUGCUAAAACCUUAACAUUGGCUCUAAAAUCAAAGUGCUUCCACCUAUAACUUUGAAACUUCAUAUGUAGAUGCACCUUGAUGGGUUCUACACGCCACACCCAAUUUUGGGUCACUAGGUCAAAGGUCAAGGUCACUGUGACCUCUAAAAAAAAAAAAAUCUGACAAGCUUUCGCAGCCGAGCGUUGGCACCCAUUAUGCGGUGCUCUUGUUUUAAUCUUUGUCCCCUACCAGUAACACAGCUAGGAUAUUACCGAUAAAUCAAUGUUGACAUUGGGCAUUCUGUGUUGUUGCUAUAAAUGCUGAAAGUGUGUAGUUUGUGUGAGUUUUACCAAUCAAAUAUUGAGAGACAUAUUUUAGGAAUUCACUUACAAUCAUAAAUUAUUGACAAAACUGCAAUUCAUUCUGAAAGAAGUGGACAUUGAAAAAUAAUUUAACAAAGAAAUUGCCUUUUUGCAUUUUCAACAAAAAAAACUAACUGUGAUGUUUUGACUUUCAUAUUAAUUUUUAUGAAAACAUUGACAUUUAACAUGAAAAUUAGAAAAUGCGUUCAAAACCUCAACAUAUUUCUUAAUUGUCUUAAAAGAAUAUUAUAUAUUGUAUUAUCUAUUCAAAAGAAGACAAACUGAAGCAGCCCUUAUUAAAAACAAACAUGAAACAUGAUACAAAAAGUUUCAUAGAAUAAUUUCAACCAAUGCUUUCUAAGGAUAUCCUCUCUGAAUACAUGUUAUCUUAUAUGUCGGUGCCCACACUCUCAACAAUAGUUAUUUUUAUGAUAAAAAGGUCAAACAAAACUUUUAAACAAUUAAAAUGUUGGGAACUAUUUUAUUAUACAUUCAACAUGUUUUAAAAUGUUACAUUAUUUUUAUGCCCCCCUUCUAAGAAGAGAGGUAUGUUGUUUUGCUGGAUCUCAGUAGGUCGGUCAGUCUGUCUGUCAGUAGACAAGUUUGUUUCUGAUUAAUAACUCAUCAACAAAUUGACAGAUUCGCUUGAUACUUCACAUAUGCAUUGGCCUUGGACAGUAGAUGUCUAGAUGACCCCUUUUGAAAUUGGUUUCACUAGGUCAAAGGUCAAGGUCAGUGUCAGAAUAAUUGUCAAAAUCUUUUCCAAUCAAUAACUCGUCAACAAAUUGACCGAUUGGCUUAGUACUUCACAUGUGCAUUUUCAUUGGACAGAAGAUGACCCCUAUUCUCAACCCAUUUACUAUAACAAUGAUUUAACAGAAUUGCAUAAUUCUGUGUCAACUAAAAACUUAUUUAAGUGGCUAAGUCACACUAAAAUGAUAAGAUAAACUCUUAUGGUCAGUUUUGUUGCAUUAAAUCCUGUGUCAAGGCCCUGUUUUGGGAGAAGGGGGGGGGGGGGCAUUUGUCUCCGAAGGUGGAGCUCUUGUUAAAGAACUUAUAUAUAUGUGGUUGAAUAAAUCAGUGCAUGCGCAUGUGUGUGUAUUGUUUUGUUUUUUAUGCUCCCCUAAAAAAAAAUUGGGGGGAGCAUAUAGUCGCCGCUUCGUCCGUCUGUGUGUCCGUCCAUCCGUGCACAAUUUUUGUCCGGGCUGUUUUCUCAGCAAUUAAUGACCGGAAUUCAAUUAAACUUUAUGGGAAGCUUCACUACCAAGAAGAGAUGUGCAUAUUAUCAGCCGGUUUUUGGUCGGAUGAUUUUUCACAGAGUUAUGGCCCUUUGAAAUUUUCCAUUAACUGUACAUAUAGUGCAAUUCUUGUCCCUCCAAAUACUAGACAUUUCCUUUUAUCUAAAUAUAUAUAGCAAUAUUGUGACAAAAAAAACCUUUGGGGAGCAUCACCCGUCUCCGACGUUUUCUUGUUUACAAAAAGAUUUUAUUCUGACAAUAUUCGUUGUGUGUGUGUCGCCUAUUAUGAAUGAUGAACUGUUAUAUAUUUUAUAUACAUAUUCACCACUCAAGACAAUUCUGAACGAGUGUGCAAUAUAUGUUUUAAUGUUUGAAAAUAUUAAUGGUGUCAAUAUAAAUUUCAAAAAAUGGUAAAAUAAAUGAGAAAAAAAUG